CCUCCACCCGCAUUCACCCGCACACUCCUCUUGUUCUGCUACCACCACCACAACUUGCUUGUUAGACUCGCAGCUCGUCGCUCAGUCGACACAGCCUCCAAUGGACGGCAACAACCAGUCAAAUAACGGUGUCUUUAGCCACAUUCUGGAUCCUCAUCUCGGUCAGGUCAUUCACGGGCUCGUUCGCUCAUUCCUACCACAACACGGUCACAACGCGGAAGCUGGAGAGGCCGCAUCGUCUUCAUCGACACAAACGAUAGAGGCCACCGAUAUGCCGCAUCUCGAAUCAGCAGCUCCUAUUCAGCAGCAGGCCGUAGAGACGGAGUUGGUUUCCGGGCCAGGAGGCUCUGAGGCACAUAUGCCCCAGUCCUCGAGCACCUCACAAUCCAUGGCUGACUACGUUGCCGCAGCAGCCGCUCCAAGCACUCCGUACCAUGCACCGCAAGAAGCGCCACCCUUGGGAGCUAGCGUUGGCGAUAUCCAUGAUGUCGAGAUGUCCUCGCCCGUGGAGGAUCACCCUGCGGGCUCGUCUGGCGAAGCAUCUACCUCGAGACCCCAGCUCUCCUCCGGUAACAGCCGUCGCGCGAGGGUAGACGAGGAGGAAGACGAAGAUGACGCGCGAGAAUCCAACCGCCAGCGAAUGCACGCGCCAACAUCUCAUGAUGACGCGACACACCACUUCAUGCCAAUCCCAGAGGCGCACGCAGUCCCGCAAGCCGCUCCAGCCGCCAACCCUGCACCACAACCUGGAGCAGAUGCGCGUCACAAUCCACCUGCCGAUAACAUCAGCCCAUUGCAGAGGACGAUCUGGAGGUUUGACUUCUUGCAUGCUCCCGCUCCCGGUGCUCACCACGAUCACGCCAAUCACGCACACGAGCAAACCGCAGAGGGCGCGCACCAUGGCGUCGACCUCCCUCAAUUCACCAACGCUCGUGAAGCACUGAACUUCGUCUUCAAUCUUACUGCGGGUCAACCUCGUCCCGCUGACGGCGCACCAACGGAUCCUGCCGCGGCAAACCCUACUGAUGGAGGGAACGUUCCCGGAAAUGGGUUCGUGUUCCCGCCAUUCCCGUUCCCAUUCGGCCCAAUUGGGGUGGACAUGCUGGAGGAGCGCGACGACCCAGAACGCGCGCAGCGGCUGGUCGAUGGUGUCGAGGAAGUCCCCAUCGGCCUCGUGAAGCGUAUGGAGCGCGUAGGCGGUCCUGGAAGUGCCCAAGGCGAGGCGCCCACCUGUGCAGUCUGCUGGGAAAGUCUCCUGGACCCAGAAGGCGGAGGCUUCGAAGGUAACGCCGAGCUUGCCAGGGCUGAGGCGGACCAGGCUGCGCGUGAGGACGCCGCUUCUCAGCAGGGGGAGCGCGAGACAUCGAUAAAUUUGGACACCCCGACGUCCGCUUCCCAAGGGGCGUCCUCGUCGUCAACGUCUGAGGCUUCCGCGUCCACAACCCCGUCGACAGCCCCCGGUGAGGAGAAGUAUCCGAAGAUUGUGGUUCUUCCCUGCUCGCACGUCUUCCAUGCGUCCUGCCUUCUUCCGUGGUUCUCCAAGCCGGGCCGCACGACGUGUCCGUCGUGCAGGUUCGACAUUGACCCCGACUCAUUGACUUACAAGCCACGACCGCUUCGGGCUCGUCACGCUCCUCCAGCGCCUCCAGCGGGCGCCGAUGCGGCACCGCAGGAGCCACCGGCCUUUGCCCCUCCCCCUCAGUUUGUUCCGGUUCAACUUGGACCUCAUCCCGCCCCUGUUCCCCACGCUGAGGCACAGGGCGCGCCGCACAUCCCCAAUGUCGCCCCCGGUGCCGAUGCCGGCGUUCAAACACAGGGCGGCGGCCCUGAAGGGCAGCCAGGGCAGCAACACGCCCCAUUGCCGCCUUUCAUCACCUUUGACAUCAGUAUGAUCAUCCCUAUCUUCCCUGGACGUCCUGCUGGUGCCGCCGCCGCACCCGCGCCUGACGGGCAAGCCACCAACAACGCCGCUGAGGCCAAUCCCCAGGGUGCUACGCCUCGGCCACGCCCACGCACAGAUCGCAACGGAUUCAGACUCGACGAUCCGGUGUUGGCGGCCGCUGUGCGAAAUACGUUCGAGCGCGUCUUCGGGCGGCCUCCACCAGCUGAACCACAACCGCAACCGCAACAGGCUCCUGCCGGCGGCGCAGCCCCUGCAAACAACGCGGAUGCACCGCCUCGCGAUCCUCCACUCGACUGGUUCACUUUCGCUGGUCCGCUCCCUGGCUUCCCGCCUAUGCCGCCGCCGGCCUACGAGGAUGUCGCUGGUGCCCAGCGCCCCGCGCCGAAGCGCAAGUGGACGCUUCCGUCUGCCCCGGGCCCCACUCUUCGCCAACUCGUGGAGCGCAACGAACGCGCGAUGGGCCUUCGCUGCUCGGACGUCAGCUGUGGACUCGGCCCCUCCGAUGAAGACCCGAUCACGACGUUCGACACCGCGGCUCUCCGUCGGGUCUCCAUCCGUCCGCUCAAGGACGACGGGUCGGGCAAGCAGGCCGUGUGCGAGCACUCAUUCCACCCGUCCUGUUUGGUGAGCGCGGAGCGCGUCGCAGGCUGGGGCGGCGAAGACAAGAAGGAGGAGCGGGAGAACGACGAGGGCGAAGACGUCGAAGUGUCGUGCCCGGUCUGCCGAGCCGUGGGCGUCAUCUCCCGCACCGACUGGGAUGAGGGUGCGUGCGCGUUGGCGUGAGCCUCCGCUGCCGAUCCCCACCAGUCCGAUUACCUCGCCUCGUCCAGGAUGAGGCUUGGGGUACCCACGUCUGCGCCGUUGAUUGACUAGGCGCCCGCCCUGCUUCCGUGCCCCGAUCGUCGCUUUGUAUGUACGUUGGCUCUCGCACCCGCAUGUAUAACAGACACCACUUACGGUAAAUUGGCUGCAAUAGUGAUAGAAUGUGUAACAAUGUAGUCACCACUUAAAUCAUCGUUGAAUCAUCG
Molecule: messenger RNA, 2931 nt
Organism: Trametes versicolor FP-101664 SS1
Lineage: Eukaryota; Fungi; Basidiomycota; Agaricomycetes; Polyporales; Polyporaceae
Exons: 3
Coding region: 101-2686 (861 amino acids)
Biological process (GO): protein ubiquitination
Cellular component (GO): cytoplasm
Molecular function (GO): ubiquitin protein ligase activity
Source: RefSeq, a predicted model, not a curated record